Molecule: messenger RNA, 1978 nt
Organism: Varroa destructor (honeybee mite)
Lineage: Eukaryota; Metazoa; Arthropoda; Arachnida; Mesostigmata; Varroidae
Molecular function (GO): protein binding
Source: RefSeq, a predicted model, not a curated record
GAUGAAUCACUGGAAAGUGGCAAAAAAUAGUCAGAAUUUUGGAAAAAAUGACAGUCACCGGAACUGCUGAAUCAACUCAAUUGCAACCUACACAUUUGCAUUCCCUGUGCAAAAAGCCUUGUCAGCUUAGGUGCAAACGGAGACCCUGCGAUUUCAUAAUAGAAUGCGACGAAGGCAGUCUCUCUGCCCACAAAAAUGUGCUAGCCAACGCUUCUGGAUACUUCCAGGGACUCUUCGCUGGAUGUAUGGUCGAGGUCAAGCUAUCUAAGGUCCAGUUGAAGCUAAUCUCCCUCAGAAUAAUGACGAAAAUCAUUGACUUCAUCUACAAGCAAACCAUAGAUCUUACCAUUGACGAUGCUGUAGACAUUCUGAUAGCAUCACAGUAUCUGCUUAUCGAGGGAUUGAUGAUGAAAUGCUCGACGUUCUUGAAAGGCAACGUUAACCUAGGCAACGCCAUCGAAAUCUAUUACAUUGCGGACCACCAUUGUAUGAGUGAACUCCGCAUAGCUGCGGUCAAGAUCCUGGCAGAGAACAUUGUUCCACUCGUGUCAAUAGAUCAGUUUCUAUUUGAAGUCGAACCCAACCUAAUGCGGGCUCUACUCGAAUCUGAUGAUCUCGUUGUGCCGCAUGAAGAUUCAGUGUAUGAGUUCUUCGUCGCCUGGCUUCAUCGGAAACCGCAAGACAGAAAAGGAUACGUCGACGCCUUAAAAGAACUCAUCCGAUUCCCGUUCCUCAAGGUAACUACUGUGGCACGUUUAAAACAGACGUUCGGCCCAAUUAAGGGUCUGCUGGAGUUAACAGACGCCAAUAACUGGAACUUAGAGGAGUCGACGUUUCGACGGCGGAAAUAUACAAUGGCUCAUUGUCAUUUUUUGUGGCAGCAGCAUUGGCACAGGAACACAUGUUGUAACACAGUCGGUUUUGAAAGAAGUCGCUUAGUUUUAACCUGUAGCAUUCUCGACCAGCGUCACGACACCCUGAUACACGGAGAUUGGACGAGUGUUCCAGUUUUGUCCGAUGUUGAAGUCUGCGGCCACAUGCUAUAUUCAAACAGUUUUGGACAUCUUUACCAUUUCCGUGCUCGUACUGACCAUUUCCUUCUUCCGCUUAAACCUAAAUUUACUACACGUCUUCCAAUGCUUCUCGGCCCCCGAUUGUACGCGGGCCAAGAUGGUAUUCUACGCUUAAUUGAAAACUCAGGUUUAGGCUACCUGAAAUUUCCAAAUAUCUACCAAUUCAGUGGAACAACUGGCCACUUCGAAAUGCAACCAGCCUCAAGCGAAGCGUUGGUCACAACGGCAUCGUCUGAUCAGCUGAUCUUCCACCGUUAUUCUAGUAGCCUCAUCGAUCCCAUAACGGGCCGUGUAAUGAAUGUAAGCUACCCACUCGAGUCGAAAAAUCGCUUAUGUGGUGCACACUGGUUAACUGCUAUUCAAAGGAAUGAUACUUUUUUGUUUUGGUAUCAAUCUAAUGUCGAAUGCAGCCCGUGCGGGCUAACUCGCCAUAAGUGCUUGACAAGUCUAAACCUUUCGAACGGACGUUGGGGCCCUUCAAUUGACACCGGCAAAUACAGUUAUAGUUGUGAGAGUAUGCUUCCUACCCUAGUUCACGGAACAGUGUACAUGUUGAAUUCUGCACCGAACCUUGAUUAUGGCGAGCUCCGCAUUGACAAGCUCGACGAAGAUAACGGACUCAUGCAAACGGUUCAAGUAGCCAUGCUUCAGAAUGCACAGUUUAUGGGAGUGAUUCCUGUUGAUGUUUGUACAUCCUGUCCUAUGGACACGUGGCUUUCAGCAGAAAUUCGAAAGCUUCCCGAUAACACGCCGAGUCAACGAGCACUAAUUUAUAAAUUACGACAGGUCGCAAGCUAAAAAACUAGACCUGAUCAAUUCCACAUGCCCAUAUCGAUAUUCUCCAAAUAGGCCCCGCCAAAUCACCCUGAACAGCGAAAGCCCGCAACAAAAUGUAUCUUGUUUCU